This is a messenger RNA of Macrosiphum euphorbiae (potato aphid), 2205 nucleotides long. NCBI's taxonomy places the organism in Eukaryota, Metazoa, Arthropoda, Insecta, Hemiptera, Aphididae. The record is from the annotation of a GenBank genome assembly.
AUGGACACAAUAUUUUUGUCCAACAUACCAGAUUCCAAAGGGAUGACUAUGAUUCAAAAAUUCUUUGCAUCGGAUACUGUAUUGGCCACUGGUCUUUUCAACCAGUAUGUCUUACUAAAAAUAUCAGACGAUUCCAAGAUAUUGUGUAAACUGAUUCCUCAAGUGAUCUGUACAAACACAUUUGCCAGUUGUGAUCCAAGCGUUAUUUUGCAUGCACCCCAGAAACUAAUCAAUCCGUUGACAGUGAAACUUGAAAUGCCUAUUAACAAAGAGCACAUAGAACCAAUUUGUGUUGCCAAUGCUAAACGUAUGGUAGUCAGUGUCGUAUUUAAAGAUGUGAAACAUCAAAAUAUAUGGUCCAAGAAUCUUUUUAAGUUGGCUGAUGCCAUCAAACAUAUACUACGUUUGUUUGUAGUACAUAACAAUUGUAUAGUGAACUUAAAAAGGCUUAAUUUAAAACAAAACUUGAAUAUUGAUUUUAUACUUAUACACAAGACUGAUUGCAAGAACAAUGCUGCACGUAUUAAUCCAGAUACUACCAUAAUGGUUAUUAAAACGAUGUCUGCCAUACAAUUUUAUCAGGCAGAAAUUGGAUCAGAAGUGCCACCUUUAUUUGGUAUGGAAUCUCAAGUGAAAUGUCUGAAAAACAUCAUUAAAGCUGCAAGAAAUGGCUGUCGUCCUUUGUGUAAUAUGAUAUUAUUGAUCGGUCCAUCUGGCAGUGGAAAAACAAGUUUAGUUCUUCAUGUUGCUGCAUCAUUAAAGUGCAUACUUUUUAACUUAAUAUCUACAGAUUUCAUAAAUGCUGAUCCCGGUUCUACAGAAUCAGUUAUUCGUGGUUUAUUUAAAAGAGUUAAAUUAUUAUUAGAGCAGGAUAGCAAAACCGUGUGUAUAAUAAUGUUUGAGAAAGCUGAAAGUAUGCUAAAUGGUAAAAGUUCUAACGCCAAACGAAUUUGCGCUCAGAUACAAGAUUGCUUAACAUCAGUUAAAAAUUGUUCUCGACUUAUAGUCAUUGCAACUACUAGCAUGCUGCAUUUAAUUGAUGCAUCUUUUAAACAAGGCUCAAGAUUUUCAUAUGAAAUUUAUAUUGGUGUUCCGUCAGAAAAAGAACGAGUAAAAUUAAUGCGAGGCUUUUGUGGAAUUUCAAACAUAAAUAUUCAAUCUAAUGUCGUGUCAUAUUUAGCUAAAUUAACACCAGGAUACACUGCUGCUGAUUUAGAAUUAAUUUUCAAAGAAAUUCUCAAUGAAUCUCGUUUAAUUUCUGAAUUAGAAAUGGGCGUAUUGUUUGGUACUAUUUCACUUAUUUCCAAGUACCCAGCUUCAUCUUUGAGAUCAGGAAUUGGUCAAAUCAUUACAAAGUCAGAAUCUUGUUCAACUACAAAUUUGGGUGGCUUAAAAAAUGUGAAACUAAUGUUAGAUAUUUGUAUUAAAUGGCCUCUUAUUCAUCCAAAAGCUUUUAAAUAUUUUGCAGUUCCACCACCUAAAGGAGUUUUACUUUAUGGACCUCCAGGAUGUGGUAAAACAAGCCUUGUACGUUCAAUAGCUUCAUCAGCCAAUUUAAAUGUUCUUACAGCGAUGGCUGCGGAAUUAUAUUCUCCUUAUUUAGGUGUAACAGAAGCAAAUAUUUCACAAUUGUUUCAAAGAGCUAGAGCUAAUGUUCCAGCUGUAUUGUUCAUAGAUGAGAUAGAUUCAUUAGUCAGCUGUCGUUCUGAAGAAAAAAAAGGGUCAUCUGGGUUUGAUGACCGAGUUUUAUCAACAUUUUUGGUUGAAAUGGAUGGUAUCACAAAUGAUACAGAAUAUGGGCAAGGAGUUGUAGUUGUGGCAGCGACUAAUCGUCCAGACAAAAUUGAUACUGCUUUAUUAAGACCAGGAAGAUUUGAUCGUCAAAUCUAUGUGCCUCCUCCUCAAACAGCUGAAGAACGUUUUAACAUACUUCAUACUAUUGUUAAUAAUCCUGAACAAAGUAUGCCAUUAUCAGAUUCUUCAAUUUUGAAUGAAGUAGCCUUAAUGACAGUUAGGUUUUCAGCAGCUGAUCUUGCGAGUGUUGUAAAAGAAGCUGGUCUAGCUUGUUUGACUAAAGAUGGUCUUGAGACAUGUACAACAGUUAAAAAAGAACAUUUUGAGGAGGCAUUAGAUAAUUUAAAACCAUCAUUAUCUGAAGAGCAAAUUGCAUGGUAUUGCAAUUUUUCCUCUCAGCAAAAAAAGUAA